Camelus dromedarius (Arabian camel) is the source of this 2148-nucleotide messenger RNA. Its product is annotated as multidrug and toxin extrusion protein 1. The record is from RefSeq and is a predicted model, not a curated record. Gene Ontology annotation, cellular component: membrane. Gene Ontology annotation, molecular function: antiporter activity; xenobiotic transmembrane transporter activity. The transcript has 18 exons. Lineage: Eukaryota; Metazoa; Chordata; Mammalia; Artiodactyla; Camelidae. Gene Ontology annotation, biological process: xenobiotic detoxification by transmembrane export across the plasma membrane. The coding region runs from base 1 to 1791 and encodes 596 amino acids.
AUGGAGGCGGCCGAGGAGCCCGCGCCCGGGCCGGGAGGCCGGCGGCCCCGCCGCGCGCCGCGCUGCCUGCCGCUGGCCGACCUCCGACGGGAGCUGCGGGCGCUGCUCUUGCUGGCGGGCCCCGCGCAGCAGGCCCCGCUGGAGAUGAAAGCGGCCCUUGGCGUCUGCAGUAGUGAGAGGACCGGCUUUCCCUUCUUGUUUUCCGUCUCUUCCCAGUUCGUGGCGCAGCUGAUGGUGUUUCUCAUCAGUUUCGUGAGCUCCGUGUUCUGUGGGCACCUGGGGAAGCUGGAGCUGGACGCUGUCACACUGGCAAUCGCCGUAAUCAACGUCACUGGUGUCUCCGUGGGAUUUGGCUUGUCUUCUGCUUGUGACACACUCAUCUCCCAGACGUUCGGCAGCCCCAACAAGAAGCACGUGGGGGUCAUCCUGCAGAGGGGCGUGCUGGUGCUGCUGCUCUGCUGCCUCCCCUGCUGGGCGCUCUUCCUCAACACCCAGCACAUCCUGCUGCUCUUCAGGCAGGACCCGGCCGUGUCCAGGCUUACCCAGACCUACGUCACGAUCUUCAUUCCAGCUCUUCCCGCGACCUUCCUUUACACGUUGCAAGUGAAGUAUCUGCUCAACCAGGGAAUCGUGCUGCCCCAGAUCGUGACUGGAGUUGCCGCCAACCUGGUCAAUGCUCUCGCCAAUUACCUGUUUCUCUAUCAGCUGCAUCUGGGGGUGAUGGGUUCAGCACUGGCAAAUAUGAUUUCCCAGUUCACCCUGGCCCUGCUCCUCUUCCUCUACAUCCUCCUGAAGAAACUGCAUCAGGACACCUGGGGAGGCUGGUCCCUGGAGUGCCUGCAGGACUGGGGUGCCUUCUUCUCGCUGGCCGUCCCCAGCAUGCUCAUGCUGUGCAUUGAGUGGUGGGCCUAUGAGGUCGGCAGCUUUCUGAGCGGCAUCCUUGGCAUGGUGGAGCUGGGGGCCCAGUCCAUCGUGUACGAGCUGGCUGUCAUUGUGUACAUGAUACCGACGGGCUUCAGCGUGGCCGCCAGCGUCCGCGUGGGGAACGCCCUGGGGGCCGGGGACAUCGAGCAGGCCAAGAAGUCCUCUGCUGUCUCCCUGCUGGUCACAGAAGCCUUUGCCGUGGGCCUCUGCGUCCUGCUGUUAAGCUGUAAGGAGCUCGUGGGUUACAUCUUCACCGCAGACCGAGAAAUCGUCGCUCUGGUGGCGCAGGUGGUUCCCAUUUACGCCGUCUCCCAUCUCUUCGAAGGUCUGGCCUGCACGUGCGGCGGCGUCUUGCGGGGCAGCGGGAACCAGAAGGUGGGCGCCGUUGUCAACGCCGUCGGGUACUACGUGGUCGGCCUCCCCAUCGGGAUUUCACUGAUGUUCGCCGCCGGCCUCGGAGUGAUGGGCCUGUGGUCCGGGAUCACCGUCUGUGCCAUCUCCCAGGCUCUGUGUUUCCUAGUCUUUAUUGCUCGACUCAAUUGGAAAAGCGCCUGUGAGCGGGCUCAGGUACAUGCCAAUUUGAAGCUAAACGUGGCCCAGGACGGGACUUCUGCUCUCUCUCAGGAUCCACUUUACCCAGGGGGACCUGAAAACCAUGGAGGCAUUUUGAUGAGAGAUGUUGAAAUAAAAGAGGAGACUCAGUUGGAUCAGCAGGUGCCCCCGGCGGAGUGCCUCCAGGUUCGUCCCAGGACCUCGUCCCCGUUGUCUGGGAAGCAGCUGGCGCUGCGGCGAGGGCUCCUGCUCCUGGGGGCCCUUUCCAUCUUGCUGCUGGGGAUUUUAGUGAGGGUAUGUGUCCAAAUUCAGUGAUGUGCAAGAGGGAGAGCGCGUCAGGUCAAGGGAAACUUUUGAGCUUACGAACAAAUAAUUCGUAGGCCCGACGGUGGUAGUUCUUUUCAGUUACUGUUAUUCACCUGUGGAUUUCAAGAAGGGAGCGUCCAAAGAUAUAUUUUCUGAUGAAAAGGAACUAAGGUAAAAACUACGUGCUAGUCCAGGACAACGUCUGGAAGAUUCCAUCCACCACUGUUCCAGUCGGGGACCACUGUGUACUGGCUGCGUCGACGAAUGCCUGCUAUUUCUUCCACUUACUGUUUAUGUAGACACAAACCCAUAUACCGAGUGCUUAAGGAUUCUUACUCUCUGAAUUAUUUAAAAUAUAUUUUACAA